GUUCGAACAACAUCAGAUAUUUCUUUGAAAAUGCAUGGAUAAUCUGCAACAUUCCCCUCUGCAAAAAAACAUAAAAAUGAGAAGAAAACUGAUAACGAGAAAAUGGUGUUGAUAACUUCAGAGCUCCCGGGGCAUGGAUUUGAAAGGAGAGAACUGUGUUAAGAUUUCCCUGCCUCCGCAUAUGUCCACAGAAUUGAGAAAGAAUCUUCCCUUCCUGCGGAAUGUUGCUAAUGUUAAGGCAGCAUCGACCUGUGUGUAGCAGAAUAAGAAGUGGAAGAAGAGCAUCGCCCCAAAACAGAUUCAAUCUCAACAAAAUCAAACCUAUAACGCCAUACAAUGUGAACAUGAGUUUAACCCUGAAAUUUCCGGUAGUAUUCUAAUUUCUCCCCUCACUGUGUAAAAAAGAAAGUUGGGUCCUUUCUAUGUAUUGGACAACACUGCUUGUUGCUUUCGGAGGUGAUGUGGACCUUCAAGGUAUAGUAACCAAUCAGCAUAGUUUAGCAGACCAGGGUGGGAAAAAAAAUAUUUUGAUAGUGGGUUGAGUUAUUAUUUUUUUAAAAUGUUGUCCAAAUCUUAUUCCAACUAUGUAAUUAACUUACAUUGAACAUUACUUUUAAAAAUGGCAUGAAAACCUAAUCGAGAAAUUCUAAAAAUUUCAUGCUCACCUGUUACGAAGCACUACCAGCGACCAAUAGAAACCAACUCUCCGAUAAAUGGGUUGGGAAAAAGCCAACAACAGCAACAAUCACCAUAGAAGACGCACACUACGAAGAAAUACGAAGGAAAAAUGCAUAAAAAAUGUCAUUUAUCCGAAGAAGCCACUAUUGAUGGUGUCGAUACUCGAGGAUGACCGAGGCUCUGAUAAAUGGUGUUGAGGCGACGACUGAUUCGUGGCGAAGGAGCUAGGGGCUAGAUCCGCUUCUGCGCUUGUGUGUGUGUAUGGGAGGUAAAAGCUCUUGUUUUGCCUUUGCGUUUGUGUGUUCAUGGAGAUAGAAGAUGAUGGUGAGAGGAAGGAAGAAGCGGUUUCCCUUCGACAAGCGAGCAAAAGUGAAAGUGAAACCUAGUUUUCACUGCUUGCUUGUCGCCACAGGCACCUCAUGACCCUUUGACUCCGACACUAAUUCCAAUUGCCAAGGUCAAUGAAAAUUGUCAAGUCAUGUAUCAUUGAUUGACCUUGACACAUAGGCGGACAGACAUAUAAAUUGACAAUAAAGGGAUGCAGCAUGAUCAUUAGUCACAUACAAAGAAACUCAUAUUUGUGGUUUGGAAAGAACAUAUGAGAACAAAAGUAUGGUACUCUACUUUGUUGUUGGGCCUGGUGUAAAAGGAUAAAUUAGAGUAGGUGUAAAGCUUUUUUUCUGAUAUUUUUUCUUCCUACACCACCAUAACUUCUAUCUGAACACUAAUAAUUUUUAAAAUGACCACAUUAGCCUUCUAUCCAAACAAAAUAUAUUAUUAGAAAAAUAUCUAAAUUCUUAAAAAAAAAAAAAUUACUUCGUUAAAAUACUGCGUUCAAACUCACCAUAUGCAAUCGAGUAACAGACAUAUGAAAACAGUUGUACUUACUUAGAAUGAAAAACAGAAAUUAUGCCAUUAAUCAUAGAUUUCAAAAAUUAGUUCUUACUCAGUUUAUUUUAAUAUAAGCACAUAAAAUAAAAACCCUGCACCGGAAAACCCUGACAAAACCCUAGACCCCACAAUACCAGAUCCAGUCCUUGUCGCCACUGAGGCUGCCGAAGCCAAGACUUCUCCGCCACCCGAAUCCGGAAACGAUGCUCCGCUCUCCGAUAUUCAGAAGAAGAUUCGCCGAGCCGAGCAAUUCGGCAUUUCCGUCCAGCUGUCCGAGAAAGAGAAGCGCAAUUCCCGAGCCGAAAGGUUUGGCACUGCUCCCGCUUCGCAGGUAUCAGAGCCAUCAAAAUCUGAGGAGUUGAAGAGGAAGAUAAAAGGAAAGCUAGAGCACUUAGGUGGGUGCUUGUCAUAAAUUGAUGGUUGAUGACUUUUGACUCCUUAACUCCCGUAGAUAGGGAUGGGUAAAUCAAAAUGGCUUUACCCAGGUGCUAGUUUAUAAUCAUGCUGGCUUUACAUAAGUAUUCUCAGUGGGUUCAUCUAAUUAUGGAUUUUUUAUUUCAUUAAUCACAAACACCCAUUUGUGACCAUUUCAUUAUCUUGACAUCAUAUCACCCAGUAAGAUUCUCAACAUUAAGAACUUCACUUGCUUUUUCGAUAUCCCUUGUCCAUAUGAUCAUCCAAAGCCAAAUUCGAUGUAUAUACAAUUAUACAAGACCUAUUGUAUCAACAAGAGUAGUUUCCAGUCUCAGUGCAGAGUUAUCAACCAACAGUUACAUCAACCUGAUGUGCAAGAAACAGCAAUACAAAGAAGCACUUGAUGCAUUUAAUUUCAAUCUAGAGAAAUCGAGUAUCCAGCUAGAACCAAGCACGUAUGCGAAUCUAAUACUGGCCUGUACCAACUUUAGAUAUCUAAAUUAUGGCAAGAAAAUCCAUGAUCACAUUUCAAAAUCCAAGUUUCAGUCAGACCUUGUUCUCCAAAAUCAUAUUCUUAAUAUGUAUGGAAAAUGUGGUUCUUUGAAGGAUGCUAGAAAAGUUUUUGAUGCAAUGCAGCUGCGUAAUGUGGUCUCUUGGACUAUAAUGAUCUCCAGAUACAUGCAGAAUGAUCAAGAGAAUGAUGCCAUCAUCAUGUAUAUUGAAAUGCUGCGAUCAGGUUAUCUCCCGGACCAGUUUACAUUUGGAAGCAUUAUCAAGGCUUGCUGCAUUGUGGGAGAUAUAGACUUGGGCAGACAACUGCAUGGUCAUGUCAUUAAAUCAGGGUAUGAUCGUCACUUAAUUGCACAAAACGCUCUUAUCUCAAUGUACACAAAGUUUGGACAAAUUGCACUGGCCUCAGGUGUGUUUGCCAUGAUUUCCACGAAGGAUUUAAUUUCCUGGGCUUCUAUGAUUACAGGGUUUACUCAACUUGGUAAUGACAUAGAUGCUUUAUAUCUUUUCAGAGAUAUGCUCAGGCAAUCUGUUUACCAACCAAAUGAGUUUAUAUUUGGCAGUGUAUUCAGUGCUUGUGGAAGCCUUCUAGAACCGGAAUUUGGAAGGCAAAUUCAUGGAGUCUGCGCUAAAUUUGGUUUAGGGAGGAACAUUUUUUCUGGGUGCUCCCUCUGUGACAUGUAUUCAAAAUUUGGAUUCUUACCUUUGGCAGAAAAGGCAUUUUAUCAAAUUGAAAGCCCGGAUUUAGUGUCAUGGAAUGCAAUUAUUGCAGCAUUUUCUGAUAGUGGUCAUGUUAAUGAAGCAGUAUCAUUUUUUCGCCAGAUGAUGCAGACAGGACUGAUGCCAGAUAACAUUACUUUCCUCUCCUUACUAUGUCCUUGUGGGAGCUUUUUGACAUGUAACCAAGGAAUGCAAAUGCAUUCUUACAUUAUUAAAAUAGGUUUAGAUAAGGAAACAGCUGUAUGCAACUCUUUGCUAACGAUGUACACAAAGUGUUCAAAUCUACAUGAUGCAUUCAAUGUUUUCGCAUAUUUGGGUAAAAGAGCCAAUUUAGUUUCUUGGAAUGCAAUCCUAUCAGCAUGCUUGCAGCACAAACAUGCAAAAGAAGCUUUUAGAUUAUUUAAGCUAAUGCUAUUUUCUGAAAAUAAGCCUGACAGUAUCACCAUAACUACCAUAUUAGGAACUUGUGCAGAAUUGGCGUCUCUUGAAGUUGGGAAUCAAGUCCAUUGCUUUACUAUUAAAAGUGGGCUAGUGGUUGAUGUUUCCGUCCGCAAUAGAUUAAUUGACAUGUAUGCGAAGUGUGGAUCACUUAUACAUGCUCGUGAUGUUUUUGAUUCAACCCAGAACCCAGAUAUUGUCUCGUGGAGUAGUUUAAUUGUUGGCUAUGCUCAGUUUGGACUUGGACAUGAAGCUCUUAAUCUCUUUCGAAUAAUGAGGAAUCUUGGUGUCCAGCCUAAUGAGGUCACAUAUCUGGGGGUUCUCAGUGCAUGCAGUCACAUUGGAUUGGUGGAGGAAGGUUGGCAUUUGUAUAAAACCAUGGAAGUGGAACUAGGUAUUGCACCAACAAGAGAGCAUGUUUCUUGCAUGGUUGAUUUGCUCGCUCGUGCUGGAUGCUUGCUUGAAGCAGAGAAUUUUAUUAAGGAAACGGGAUUUGACCCUGACAUUAAUACAUGGAAAACCCUACUUGCUUCUUGUAAAACUCAUGGUAAUGCUGACAUUGCAGAACGAGUUGCAGAAAAUAUACUAAAACUUGAUCCUUGCAAUUCAGCUGCUCUAGUGCUACUUUCUAAUAUAAAUGCUUCUGCCGGUAACUGGAAAGAAGUUGCGAGACUGAGGCAUUUGAUGAAACAAAUGGGUGUACAGAAGGUUCCUGGUCAAAGUUGGAUAGAAUUUAAGGAUCAGAUCCACGUGUUCUUCUCAGAAGACAGUUCUCAUCCACAGAGCGGAAAAAUCUACAGUAUGCUGGAAGAUUUAUGGUUGCAGAUGCUGGAUCAUGCUUAUGAUCCUUGUCAGAGGUUAGACAUUAACAUUUGGUAGGCACUCACCAAUUGUUAUAAUCCUUCCAAAAUCUAUGAUGAUCCUUAGUGAUCCAAUGAGUCGAUGACACUUAAUUAAGAGUGAAAUCUGAUCAUUAUUCCCAUUUUAUAUUAUUGUAAUAGAAAUUAAAGGGAAACUGCUAAGCCGUCAAUCAUUACAGAAACCCCUAAAUCAUUCGUUUUCUUCCACUCGCCAAUGGCCAACAACUCGUAGUUUUUGUUUUCUGACAUUCGUUUCAACCUAGAGCGAGAAAAUUCUGGAAAAACAUGGGUUUUGGUUGCUACUGAUGUGGUUGCCCAGGGCAUGGAUUUCAAAGGUGUGAACUGGGUGAUUAGUUAUGAUUUCCCUGCUGCCGCAUAUGUCCACAGAAUUGAGAAAUUGUUGUUGGUAACUUCAGAGCUGGAAAAACCUUGGUUUUGAUUGUUACUAACGUGGGUGUCCUGGGCAUGGCUUUCAAAGGAGUAAACUGUGUUAUGAUUUCCCUGAUUCUGCUUCCGCAUAUGUCCACAGAAUUGAGAAAGACCUUCCCUUCCUGCGGAAUGUUGCUAAUCUUAUGGCAGCAUCGGCUUGUGAGUUGCAGAAUAAGUGGAAGAUGCACCGCCCCAAAACAGAUUCAAUCUCAACAAAACCAGACCUAUAACACCAUACAAUGGGAACAUGAGUUUAACCUGAAAUUUCCGGUAGUAUUUCUGGGAAUACUACUACGGCUUGUGUGUGAAAUUGCUUUUCUUGGAUCCUAUCCUAGUGUCCUUUAACUUGUUAAUGUGUGUUUUUGCGUCAUUAGCCAUUUUUAGAUUCUCAUCGUGAUUAGAUCUUAUGAGAGUUGCUAUUAAUGCACAUCACAUGGAUUAGAAGCAUGUUUCUUGAGAAUGGGUCAAUGGAUUAUGUUAAUUUGUUUGGUCUAGCGCUAGUGCACAACUUUAAUGGAUCAGCAGAAUGUUAAAGCUCGAGUUCCUGGUAUUAUCUUCUGCCAUU
This is a messenger RNA of Vigna unguiculata (cowpea), 5505 nucleotides long. Its product is annotated as pentatricopeptide repeat-containing protein At3g53360, mitochondrial-like. NCBI's taxonomy places the organism in Eukaryota, Viridiplantae, Streptophyta, Magnoliopsida, Fabales, Fabaceae. Gene Ontology annotation, biological process: RNA modification. The record is from RefSeq and is a predicted model, not a curated record. Gene Ontology annotation, molecular function: RNA binding; protein binding.